Messenger RNA from Salvia hispanica, 982 nucleotides. Lineage: Eukaryota; Viridiplantae; Streptophyta; Magnoliopsida; Lamiales; Lamiaceae. The record is from RefSeq and is a predicted model, not a curated record.
GAAGCUCUCGACAAUUUCCACAAGAAUUGAGCUCAACGAAAUCGGAAUUGCUCGAUGUGGGAUUAUGCCCUUUGCAAAUAUGAAGUAGAAAUCAAGCUGAAGCUGUUGUCAAAAGUCGUUGAAGGCUCGGGGAAGGAACAAGUGUUGAGACUCAUUCAUCAGCCAAAAACUAGCCGUUGGUGAAGUGGUAGUUAUAACUGAUUUUCUGUUUUGAAAUUAGUUGGUUAUCUCAAGUUGUUGUAGUCUUCUAUAUUUAGCUCGGUUUUCUCAGUUUGUAUAGCAGAGAGAAAAUCACACACACACAGCAGAUUGGGGGUUUAUGAGCUCUAGCUUGUGAUUAGCUUAGGGCAUUCAAUUUGUAAGUGUGAGCCAUCUUCUUGAGAGUGUUGAUUCAAUAAACUUCGAGUGACUUCUCCGUGGAUGUAGGCAAUCUUUGCCGAACCACGUAAUCGCUUAAGAGUGCUUUACUUUUCUUGUUUGAGAGCUUUCAAUCGGUAGUUUAAUCCUAACACUCAAUAAUGGCGAUGAACGGCGGAUUGAGAUCUUGUGCUUCCAAGCUUAUGAAUUCGGCAAUUAUGCCCAAAUCAGGGAACAGGGGCAUUCACUCAACUAGUGUAAAGAAGAUGGGAGGAGGCCAUGGCCAUGAUGAGCCUUUCUAUCUACAUGCAAAGCACAUGUACAACUUGGACAGGAUGAAUAAUCAGGCACUGAAAAUGAGCAUUGCUGUCUUCACUGCAUUUAGCAUUGGUGUUGUAGUCCCAGUUUAUGCAGUAGUCUAUCAGCAAAAGAAGACUUCCUCAGCGUAAUUUUUCUUGUUGAUAUCUGCAUUUGUGGCAAUAAUUGACAUUUGAGCCUUGUGUAGGAAAGAAGCACUGACUGAAAAGAAUUUAACAGUCGUUUGCAUUCACUGUCUUUAUGUCGUCUACCUGCUUUGAUUUGUUCCAACUACAAUGCUGCAAUGCAGAUUUCCCUUCUAUCAGCA